AUGACGUCAGACGCAGCCUUCCUCCGGCGAAGCUUCAACGGCGCGAUUUUUCAAAAUGGAUCCUCCGAAGGAGGGGAUUUCUCCCCGACCCCCUUAGCGGGGAGGGAGAGACCCGGAGAUCGCCCGCCUUGGCGGGAGACUGAGCAAGGAUAUAGAUGACCAUGAGGUAGCACCAAUCGAGCUACGGAGUGGCGCGGAGGAGCGAGGGGCUCCGUCGCCGCCAUGGCGACCUGUAUUGGCGAGAGGAUUGAGGAUUUCAAGGUGGGAAAUCUGCUGGGUAAAGGCUCCUUUGCUGGAGUCUACAGAGCAGUGUCCCUGAAAACAGGCCUAGAAGUAGCCAUCAAAAUGAUUGACAAAAAGGCUAUGCACAAAGUUGGAAUGGUGCAGAGAGUUCAAAAUGAAGUGAAGAUACAUUGUCAGCUAAAACAUCCUUCUAUACUUGAGCUGUAUAACUACUUUGAAGAUAGCAACUAUGUAUACCUGAUAUUAGAGAUGUGUCAUAAUGGAGAAAUGAGUAGAUACUUAAAGAACAGAAAAAACCCUUUCACUGAAGAACAAGUUCGGGACUUCAUGCGUCAGAUUAUUACAGGGAUGUUAUAUCUUCAUUCCCAUGGAAUAUUGCACCGGGACCUUACACUCUCUAACCUUUUACUCACCAAUAAUCUGAACAUCAAGAUUGCUGACUUUGGACUAGCAACUCAACUGAGAAUGCCUCAUGAAAAGCAUUACACAAUGUGUGGGACUCCUAAUUACAUUUCUCCAGAAAUAGCCACAAGAAGUGCCCAUGGACUCGAGUCUGAUGUGUGGUCUUUGGGAUGUAUGUUCUUUACUCUUCUGGCUGGAAAGCCACCUUUUGAUACCGAUACAGUAAAAAAUACCCUGAACAAAGUGAUGCUGGCAGAUUAUGAAACACCUGCAUUUUUGUCAGGAGAAGCUCAAGACCUUAUUCAUCAGUUACUUCGGAAAAACCCAGCAGAUCGUUUAAGUCUUUCUUCUGUAUUGGAUCACCCUUUUAUGUCCAAGUGUAGCUCAGCAAGAAGUAAAGAUUUGGGAACUGUAGAGGACUCAAUGGACAGUGGAAAUGCCACUAUAUCUACAGCUUUUACCACCUCUUCCAAUGUUAGUACUAGUGGCUACUUAAAGGAAAAGAAAAGACUUUUAGUGGGCCAGCCACUCCCCAACAAAAUGACCUUAAUUCCUAAGAAUAAGAAUGACAGUGAAGUCUCAUCUGGGAGUGGAAGCAGUUUGUAUAACAGCUGGGGACUACCAUCAAAAGAAACCAACAGUACUGGUAGGGGAAGGGCAAUGCAGCUGAUUGAAGAAAGACCACAUUCACGUUAUCUCAGGAGAGCACACUCUACUGAAAGAUCAGACACAUCCCACAGUCAGAGUCAAGGAACAUCAACUAAUAUGGAGAGAUGUCAUUCCAUAGAAGUUCUCUCAAAACCCAGAGGAGGACUGAUAGAAACCAUGAAGGACUUUUCACCUGCAAACAACCAUGGUGAUAUUCCUACUGUGUACAAGGAAAAGCUUCCCAGUAGUUCAGGCUCAAUGGAAAAAAACACUUCUCCAGCUGUUACAGAUCAAAUCUAUUCCAAUUAUCUCUGUCCAGUGAAGCCCAGUGCUGGUUUAUUAGAACCAAUGUCUCAAGCGGAAACAAUGCAGCAGUGGCUUGGAAAUAUGCAAUUAGAUGCUCGGGUACAGGAGCCUUCAUGUCAUGGCAGAAUUAGGAAUGCAAAUGGAGACUUCCCAUUCCAUGUCAAUGUGCCUCAAGAUACACUGAAAAAUGCGUGGAAUGGCUUAAAAGGCAAAAGUUCUCCUGACUGUGCACAGUCGACAGCACCAGCUCUGGAGCCUCUGGCUACGAGGAAAUACAUCACUGGACCUCUGUACAAAGCUGAAAAGACUGUGCCAGCAUCUGCAUUUGAUCUCUGUGCAGUUUCUGAAAACAGAAAAAUCAGGGGCAAAGAGCCACAAUAUGGACAGCCAAAACCUGUGCUGCGCAGUGUUGUCUCUCCUCUGACCGCUCAUAGACUAAAACCGAUUAGACAGAAAACAAAAAAUGCAGUGGUAAGUAUUCUAGAUACAGGAGAAGUGUGUAUGGAAUUUCUAAAAGAAUGCCAUUCCCAAGAGCUUGUAAAAGAAGUUCUAAGGAUAUCUUGUGAUGGAAGUGGGGUCACAGUUUACCAUCCCAAUGAAGGAAGAGGCUUCCCUCUUAAGGAAAAACCACCACCACCUCCUGAAGAUUUAAAUGUGUACAGUUUUGACAAUUUACCAGAGAAGUACUGGAAAAAGUAUCUGUAUGCUGCCAAAUUUGUGAAGUUGGUAAGAUCCAAAACUCCCAAAGUCACUUUCUAUACAAGAUAUGCCAAGUGCAUGUUGAUGGAAAACUCUUCUCCUGCAGAUGUGGAAAUUUGUUUUUAUGAUGGGGCAAAAAUUCACAAGACAGCAGGCAUAAUUCGAGUAAUAGAAAAGUCUGGGAAAGCUUACACUCUGAAAGAAGAAAAUGAAACUGGAUUCAAGGACAUUCAAGUAUAUGUGGAUCAUGCAAAUGAGGGGCAUCGUAUUUGCCUUGCGUUGGAAUCUGCUAUUUUGGCAGAAGAAAAAAGUGAAAGUGUUCCAUUCUUCCCCAUUAUUGUUGGGAGGAAACCAGGAAACCCAGAGUCUCCAAAGGCUCCAAGCGGAAGCCCUUCUUUGGAGGAUAUAGCCUCAGCGAAGAGCAAUACUGCUGCAAGAUGCAUAUCUCCAAGUCAAGCACCUGAUAUUAAUUCAUCUGUAAGUAAACAGAUGUUGUCAUAUGAAGGAUCCGCUUUCACGGCAGCUUUGACUGAAUCCAAGAGUUCCUCUGGUCACCAAAAUGAAUGUGUUACAAACCCAGCUCAACUGCUGAAGUCUGUUUUUGUAAAGAAUGUUGGCUGGGCCUCUCAGCUGACUAGUGGAGCAGUAUGGGUUCAGUUUAAUGAUGGAUCCCAGUUGGUAGCUCAAGCUGGUGUUUCAUCAAUCACAUAUACAUCUCCAGAUGGUUGCACAGUCAGAUAUGGAGAAAAUGAGAAGUUACCAGAGCACAUCAAAGAGAAGUUGCACUGUUUAUCUUCCAUUCUGGUAAUGUUCACCAAUCCAGUUGGUCCCCACUGAUGUGGCUAUGACACUAUUAAUAAAUAGUGUGGGUAAUGAAGAGAAAUGGCUACUUUACUCAUUGAAGCAGAGCUCCCUACAUUCACACCUUCCUUCCUAUUUGGAGUUUACAGUGAUGAAGAAUUCUGCUUAGCUAAAGUUGUUCAUAAUAGCGUGAUCAAUGGUGCCAAAACUGCUUGUCAUAUAAUUGAUUCCAGUAACUAUCUGUGUCAACCAGUUUUCCAGGUUGCUUCUCAUAAAAGGAGUGUGAACUGUACAUGUUGUCCACUGUUCUGUGAACUCUGGCACUGGGAAGAGUGCAUAUCUGCUGUUGCAGUAUUUGUGUCUGUGCCUGUAAAUAUUUUAUGUUGCUUUCGGCUAAUAUGUAAAGUGUGUAUUGUUUUAUUUUAUAUUUUUGUAACUUUUCUAAUGAAAUAUCCCUGCAAACACUUCAAAAAAUAAAUGCAGUGGAAACUCUUCA
This is a messenger RNA of Hemicordylus capensis (graceful crag lizard), 3595 nucleotides long. RefSeq names its product polo like kinase 4 (gene PLK4). Gene Ontology annotation, biological process: protein phosphorylation. Gene Ontology annotation, molecular function: protein binding; protein kinase activity; ATP binding. The coding region runs from base 223 to 3135 and encodes 970 amino acids. The record is from RefSeq and is a predicted model, not a curated record. Lineage: Eukaryota; Metazoa; Chordata; Lepidosauria; Squamata; Cordylidae. The transcript is spliced from 16 exons.